Molecule: messenger RNA, 2157 nt
Organism: Dracunculus medinensis (Guinea worm)
Lineage: Eukaryota; Metazoa; Nematoda; Chromadorea; Rhabditida; Dracunculidae
Source: the annotation of a GenBank genome assembly
AUGGAAUCGAGUUCCACCGAUGAGAAUGGUAUCGCUAUUCUUUGGGAAUAUGAACUAUGUAAAGGUCGAUGGAUAAGAUAUGAGGAAUCUAUUAUCGAAAAAAUCAAUUCAUCAUCGGAUACUGGAUUAGUUGAAUUUGACUGUGAAGAAUCUCAUUUGCAAGUGAAUCUUUUAAAAAUGGAGCAAAGAAAUAUGAAUAGUGGUUAUGUACGAUCAGUUAGAUGUGCCGUUAAAAGCAUAAAAGGUAUCAUUGCUUCUAAACGUUCUAUGAACAAAAAUGCAGCAAAAAAGCUCGAAGAAUGUUAUAACAGUGGUUUAACAAAGACUGAAAUAAUGAUUGGUGAAACCAAGUAUGAAGUCAAUCUUGAGGAAUUUACAAUUAAAAAUAACGAUGAAAACUGCAGUUAUAAGGCAAUUGAAAGAUUUCAUAGAGAUUUGUAUUUCUUGAUUCGUUUUCUUGAUACUUAUCUCUUACUGGCUAUAUGUUUUCUUCGUCGGGAAAAUUCGAACGCGGAAUCUGCAGUAUGUGCCAAACCAGCUCCAAGUGCUAGCCAAACUCGACUUUUGAGGAAACGUCCCCAGAAGGAAGAAAAUGUGCACAAAAUGAACAGGAAAUCGAAAAAAUUAAAGAAGCAGGAAGAGGAAAAAAAACGAGCAAAUAAUGAGAAAACGAGAGAAAUGAGUAUUGAAAAAAAAGAUAUUGAGAAUGAAAAUAAAAGAUUAGAAAAAAGAAAUCGCGUUAAAAAUGGAUCAUCUAAGAACACAAAAACCGUAAAGACAAACCAUAAAGAUAAUGGACUCAAGAAUUCAGCCGAUUUGUGUGAUGAAGUGGAAGAGCCAAACGUAUCAUCAGAAACCAAAAACCAGAUGAGAAAAUUAAUUUUAAAAGGUUCUGCACCAGUCGACUCAGAAUGUACGAAAAAAUUAGGCGUUGCGCAUGUAUAUACUGAAGGAGAAGAUACCAACAUUAAGAAGAAUAGCAAUAAGUACUAUAUACUUCAAUUGUUAGAAGAUGAUAAUGCGAAAAUAUAUUCAGUCUGGUUCAGAUGGGGGCGAGUUGGAUAUAAGGGCCAAAAUAUGCUUGAAUGUUGUGGUACCAAUUUGGAUCACGCCAAGAAACUAUUUUGCCAGAAGUUUUUUGACAAGACGUUGGUAGAAUGGAGUCUUCGCCGUUCAUUUGUUAAACAGCCUGGCAAAUACGAUUAUUUAGCGAGUGAUUAUUCGAAAAUCAUUGGCAAACAAAAAAGUGAAGAGAAAGCUGAUGAAAAACAUGUGGAGAUUUAUGAAUGUACGUUAAGUCAACCAUUACAAACGCUUUUGAAAUUAAUUUGUGACAUUCGCGCUAUGGAAGAAACGGUUAUGGAACUGGAAUUUGAUUCUUCUAAGGCGCCUUUAGGGAAAGUGACAGAGGAACAAAUAAUUGCUGGCAUGAAGCAGCCUACGUUGAUUAAAACUAUAAAACAGCUCAAAAUUGAAUUGUCACUGUUAGAUGCUUUAUCUAAAAUUGAGAUUGCAAUCAAAACAAUCAAAAAAGGUGAUAAUAUAAAGUGUCACCCCCUUGACCACCAAUAUAUCAGUAUGCAUUGUUCUAUCGCAGUUGUUGAUAUGUCUGAUUCGCGUUAUGUGCUUAUUGAAAAUUACCUCCAUAAUACUCAUGCAAAUACGCAUAAUCAUUAUCGCAUGUCUGUACGAAAUUUAUUCGAAAUCAAUAAAAGUGAAGAGCGUUCAAAAUUCCGCAAAGAUAUUGGUAAUAGGAUGUUAUUAUGGCAUGGUUCCCGGUUAACUAACUGGUACGGUAUACUUUCACAAGGCUUGCGCGUAGCACCACCAGAAGCGCCUGUCACUGGUUAUAUGUUCGGAAAAGGAAUAUAUUUUGCCGAAAUAUCUAGCAAAUCGGCAAAUUAUUGCUUCCCGCAACCAACAAAACCUGGCCUUCUUCUUCUUGCUGAAGUUGCACUUGGGGAAUGUGAAGAAUUUUUACAGGCUGACUCUGAUGCCGACAACGAAGAUGGAUGUAUUGUACCGUGCGGUAAACCAAUUGAAUUAACUGCAAAUAAAGAGAAGGGUUGUUCAUUAAUAUACAAUGAAUAUGUCGUCUACAACUCCAACCAAGUUCUUAUGCGCUUUUUGGUUGAAGUGGAUUUUAUUUUUAAUUAA